This is a messenger RNA of Alternaria metachromatica, 702 nucleotides long. RefSeq lists its product as uncharacterized. Bases 1 to 702 code for a protein of 233 amino acids. The record is from RefSeq and is a predicted model, not a curated record. The transcript has 2 exons. NCBI's taxonomy places the organism in Eukaryota, Fungi, Ascomycota, Dothideomycetes, Pleosporales, Pleosporaceae. Gene Ontology annotation, molecular function: protein binding.
AUGACGGAAAACCCGCAAGAAUCUCAAGCUGCACCUGUGCUCGGUAUCGCUACAACAGGCGAAAUCGUCACCAUCUUCGUCGGCCCCGAGAAGAAGCGCUACAACCUUCACAAGGACAUCAUCUGCCACCACUCCGAGUAUUUUCGAGUCGCCUACAACGGGCGAUGGAAAGAGGCGGACGAGGGUGUGACACUGGAGGACGUCGAAGUCCCGGUGUUCAACGUCUUCGUUCACUGGCUAUACACACAGCAAGUACCGGAAAAGACUCUAGACUUGGGAAAAAUCGCCAAUGUAGACGGAAAACGUGCAAAUUAUAGCCAUGAUGACAUCUUGCUCAAAGCAUGCGCGUUUGGGAAUCGCUUCCUUGCCACAGACUUUGAGCGUGUCUCUCAUAAUCACUUUGUUGAUCAUUCUGCACGAUUUGCGUGUGGUGUAGCAUACAAGGACAUCAUAUUCGCUUACGAAAACCUACCAGAUGACAGCCUACUCUUGAAGAUGCUGGUCGAAGUACAGAGCCGGUUGUGGGACGCCUCUGGUGACGACGAAAAGGAGGAGCAAAUGCGGAUCAGCCUGCCGAAAGAAUUCCUCAUCCAGGUCAUGAUCAGGCAGGCUGAGCUCCGCGUUUGGAGCGAAAAAGACGAGUGGAAGAUGAAACCAGGAGACUUCUACAUGCAGGAAAAGACUGGAGAGAUUGGCGAAUGA